GGCCGGGCAGCCUGCGCGCGGGGACCCCGCCCCGAUUGGUGGCCGGCCCAGGUGAGGCGGCCCGCCGCGCCCCCGCGCGCCCCUUCCCCCUCCCGGCGACUUCCUGGUUCGCCGAAGGUGCCGGGGCCGCGGCGGGCGGCGGGCGCGCAGGAACCCGGAGGCCCCGCUCGGGCGGCGGCCGGCGGCGACGGGGGCGGCGGCUGCGCCUCUGCGGCGGCGGCUGCUGUCACAAAACCCAGGAGCCGGGCGCCGCGACAUGGGCCCGCCGCUCUGAGCAGCCUCGCGGCCGGCGGGGGGCGGCGGCGGCGGCGGCGGCGGCGCGACCCUCGCAGCGCGGGGGGGGACAUGUCACCAUGGACUGCCGGACCAAGGAAAAUCCAGAAAGAACCUUUGACUUGGUAUUGAAGGUGAAAUGUCAUGCAUCUGAAAAUGAAGAUCCUGUGAUAUUGUGGAAAUUCCCAGAGGACUUUGGAGACCAGGAAGUCCUACAGAGUGUGCCAAAGUUUUGUUUCCCCUUUGACAUCGAAAGAGUGUCACAAAAUCAAGUUGGACAGCACUUUACGUUUGUACUAACAGACAUUGAAAGUAAACAGAGAUUUGGAUUUUGCAGACUCACAUCAGGAGGCAAAAUCUGCUUAUGCAUUUUAAGUUACCUACCGUGGUUUGAAGUGUAUUACAAGCUUCUAAAUACGUUAGCAGAUUACUUGGCUAAGGAACUGGAGGAUGAUUUGAAUGAAACUCUUAAAUCACUCUAUAAUCACCCGGUACCAAAGUCAAAUACACCUGUCAAUUUGAGUGUGCAUUCCUACUUCAUUGCACCUGACGUAACUGGACUCCCAACAAUACCUGAGAGUAGAAACCUGACAGAAUAUUUUGUCGCUGUGGACGUGAACAAUAUGCUGCAACUGUAUGCCUCUAUGCUACACGAAAGGCGCAUCAUUAUUACCUCCAGUAAAUUAAGCACUUUAACUGCCUGUCUCCACGGAUCCGCUGCCCUGCUCUACCCCAUGUACUGGCAGCACAUUUACAUCCCAGUGCUGCCACCACACCUGCUGGACUAUUGCUGUGCUCCAAUGCCAUACCUGAUUGGAAUACACUGCAGCCUCAUAGAGAGAGUGAAAAAUAAAUCAUUGGAGGAUGUGGUUAUGUUAAACGUUGAUACAAACACCUUAGAAUCACCAUUUAAUGACUUGAACAGUCUACCCAGUGAUGUGGUCUCGGCCCUGAAAAAUAAACUGAAGAAGCAGUCUACAGCUACGGGGGAUGGAGUAGCUAGGGCCUUUCUUAGGGCGCAGGCUGCUUUGUUUGGAUCCUACAGAGAUGCACUGAGAUACAAACCUGGCGAGCCUGUCACUUUCUGUGAGGAGAGUUUUGUAAAGCACCGCUCAAGUGUGAUGAAACAGUUCUUGGAAACUGCGGUUAACCUUCAACUUUUUAAGCAGUUUAUUGAUGGUCGACUGGCAAAGCUAAAUUCAGGAAGGGGUUUUUCUGAUGCGUUUGAAGAAGAGAUCACUUCAGGUGGCUUUUGUGGAGGAGGAAACCCAAGAUCAUAUCAACAAUGGGUGCAUACAGUCAAGAAAGGAGGUGCCCUGUUCAAUUCUGCAAUGACCAAAGCAACUCCUGCCGUACGAACAGCGUAUAAAUAUGCAAAAAAUCAUGCAAAACAGGGGAUAAAGGAAGUGAAGAGUAAGCUAAAACAUAAGGAAAAUGAUGACGAUUAUGGUACCUGUUCUGGUUCUGUACAAUAUACACCAGUUUACACGUUACACAACGAAAAGGGAAGAGACCUAGAAACACAUAAGCUUUCCCAGGCAGUCACAAAGAAACCUAAGAGCCUGGAUGGUGUUCAAUACGAUGAAGAUGAUGAUGACAUGGAAAGAGCAAGCAAGUUAUCUUCUGAAGAUGGUGAAGAAGCUACUACUUAUUUUUAUGAGAGUGAUGACUCCAUUGAAACCAGAGUAAAGACUCCUUACUCGGGUGAAAUGGACUUGUUAGGAGAGAUCCUUGAUACUUUGAGCACACACAGCUCAGAUCAAGGGAAGCUGGCAGUAGCCAAGAGCUUGGAUUUUUUCAGAUCAAUGGAAGAUAUUGAUUAUAAGCCUACGAAUAAAUCCAAUGCCCCGAGUGAGAAUAACCUGGCCCUCCUGUGCGGCGGGUCCGGAGACCCAGGGGAGUGGCUGCUGGGGCAAGACGACAGUGCCCUGCAGGGCCGGCACCUGCCUCCUUCUCCCAGGAAGAGGGUCUCCUCCAGUGGUUUGACGGACUCUUUGUUUAUGCUGAAAGAAGAGAACAGUGAGAAGAGCCUCAGUGCCGACAAUGUGAACAGCCUCACGGGCACGAAGAAGCCCGCCUCCUCUUUGGGAGUGAGCUUCCAGCUCGCCUCGCCUGCAGCCGCCCAGACUGACAAAGGAAAAACAGAACCGAAGGAAACACUAAGCCAGAUUUCAGACGAUCUGCUUAUCCCCGGCCCUGGGCGACGGCCCUCCACUCUCGUUCCUUGGGAGAAAGAAGGGAGCGAAGACAAAGAGACUCCUGGGGACGUCGGGCUGCUCCAUGAAGUAGUGUCCUUAUGUCACAUAACCCCUGCCCUCCAGCAAGACUUACACAUUUCAAAGGAGAACCCACGCGGAAAUCAAACUUAAUCCAGCAAUUAAGAGUCCGUCUCUGGCAUCCUAGCUUCGAUGGAGAUACUUUAGGAUUCUGUGUAAUCUUGACAGUGCACGGAUUAUUUGUAGGAAUGACAGCGCUUACUGUGGUUUUCAAAAUUAUUUUUCAUUUGGGACACACAUUUCCCUGAUUCAGUCAUCUCCUGGGUAUAUCAUAUUCAUUUUUUUUAAAACAUAAAGCUAAUUCUUCAACUGUGCUCUUAAAUCAGGUACUAGAUAAUAUGUAUGUGGAAGUAUAUAUUUAUCAUCUGAUAUCCCAGUAUUUGGUGCUUAAUGCCAUUCAUUUUAUUUAAGUAUGCAUAUACAACCCCUCCAUAUACCUGAUAGCUAUUAUACUAAUCAAGUUGAGCAUGAAAUGAUCAAGAUACCAAAACUUACCAGAACUCGUCUGAAACUGUUGACCCACUAAUUGCCUUAAUCUCACUCCUACAUUAAGUGUACUUAGCUUAUGAAAUGUAUUUACUUAUAAAUUUUGAUAGGUAACUUAUAAGUGUUCUGCAGAGCAAUAAUGCCUUUUUCUAGUCAUUAAAUCAAGAGCAAAAUUCAUUUGUUUUCCAAGCUAAAAAGCUCUCCUGUGGACACUGCACCCAGGUUUCUAAAAAGCAAGGUACUCACUUACCUUCCAUUCAGUGAGAGAUAUGAAGUACUCUAUUGCAAUGUGAAAUGAAUGACUUCUGUUUACAAAUGAGACACAGGAAGCAUUUUUUUUUCUCGUUCUAUGCCUUUGCCAUUGAGAAUAGAAGCCCAUCCCAGAAAGCCAAAUACAACAUAAACUGUCCUGAUGAAAAAAUGUCCCUGUCUUCUUAAACUAAUAAUUUUCCAUUUGAAUACUUAAUAACGUCAUCUUAAAUUUGUAUUAUGAAAUAUUUGAUUUUAGAGUUCUAAAAGUUUAGCUUUACAGAAACAGUAUGAAAUAAAACACAACAUUCCCAAAGGUCCCUGCCCGCAGAUUUCCCUUUUAUUAAUAUAUUGAUCUGGUACAUUCAUCACAGUUAAUGAAUGAACAUUGACCAAUUUAUUUGAAUUUCUUGAGUUUUUCUCUUUCUGCAGUUGUUCUUAGGUUCCAGGAUCCCUUCCAAGACAUGAAUUUGGUUGUCAGGUUUUCUUGGCUGUGACUUGUUUUUCAGACUUCCUCUUCUUCUUCUUCUUCUUUUUUUUUUUUUUUUUUGAUGACAUUGAUAAGUUUUGAAGAUACUGAUUUGCUAUUUCAUUUGAUACUCUCUAUUGCAGUUUGCCUAAUUUUUUUUUUAUGAUCCCACUGGAAUUAUAGGCUUGGGAGAAAAGGGAUACAAAAGUGAAGUGUCGUUUUCAUCACCUCCUGUCAGGGGUAUUAGACAGUCACCAGGAUCGUGAAUGUUGCCCUUGGCCUUUGAGUCUAGCCAGGGCUGAUAUUCCUCAGCUUACUCCACUCUGAUGUUAUUCGUUGCUCCUCUUCCCCAUACUUUGAAGGAAGCCCUUGCAUAUGCCCCACACUGAGGCACAGAGACUGCUUCUCUGAGCAGUGUAGCUACAUAAAUUACUGGGAUUCUUCGUGUAGCCUUGGCUUUUCUCCCUCAUAUUCACUGUGAAACUUUGAAAUUGAUCAGUGAAGCCAUCAUGGGCUCAUUGACUCAUGAUAACCGAGACUGAGAAGAGGGAGAACAUAGUGGUGGUGUGGUUAAUUUGCUGUUAUUCCAUUCCACAGAAAUACUCCAAGCACCCCGAAUCAUGAGUUUUUAAAUUGUCAUUUAAACCAAGAUGUUUGAAAAAUCAUGAACUCCAUCAGGAUUAUAAGAUACUUACUGAAAUAAUUUUCUAUUAUAAAAAAAUCCUACAAAAAGGUUUUAUUUAAAAACACUGUGUGAAACUAUUUUAUCAAUGUUUAAUGAAAAUGAUACAAUGAAAAAUAAUCCUUAGCCACAUUCUAAAACCUGUGAUUUUAUUGCUGCAAUUAUUCUUGCAUAAUAUGAAAAAUAUUUUGCCUUAUAGGUAGUCUUAAUUUUCUUUUUAAAGAUAAACCAUAUACUUUAAAUCUUUAAUUAUUAUGUUUAACAUGAAAGACUGAAGAGUCUUGUCAAAUUUUUUCUGUACAUAAACAUUUAUAAUUUUACUUUUCUUUAUUGAAAUGCUUAGUCAAAGAAUUCCAUACAGCAGAAAACCUGUUUUAAAUAGAAGAAAAAAUGGUUAGUUUGUUGAUUGGCAAAAAUUCCUAUAGAAUGUUUUAAAAGAAUAUAGGCAACCUUUUAAUAUAAUUAUUGGGAGUGCAUAUUUUAACUUUGGAAGAUUUGGGGCUUCAGAUUGCAUAGUGUGAAGAAUAAAAUCUUGACAUCAGCACAGGCAAACAUUUAAUCACCUAACAAUAUGCUUGACUGUAAGACUGUGUUAUUUUUGGAGAGUCAUUCACAGGUAAUACUUGUGUCAGGUAUUUAAAGUGGAUUUGUGCCUUAUUUUAACAUACAAAAUCAACUUUUAUAUUUCAUAUUAAAAAUAAAAACAAUCUCUACAUAUUAUUCUUGGAAAAAUCAAAAAUUUUGCUAGCAAGUAUUGAUAUUUCAAAGCAUUCACAUUGUGAGUAUUCCAGUUCUGUUCUACUGCUAGACUAGUAAUAUCAUGAAUAUAGGGAGGAUGAGUGAAAUUAAGGUGAGUUCUGAAAUAAAAGUCUUAUUUCCCAUUAUAUUCAUAUUUAUCUUAGCAAAUAUUUGCAAGCUCCCCGCUCUAUAUUUCUUUUCCCCAAGAAGCAGCCCCUCUUACACAACAGAAUUGAAUAAGUAAAGAUUUUGGUUUGGGUACAGUGUUUUAAAUAGCCUCUAGACAAGAAUCUUUAUUGAUCCCUCCCUUUUUUCCUUUGCCCUUAAAAAUCAUGGCAUUUAAAGGGGAUAGAAGAGUGUGAAUUUAGGAGCAAUUCUAAGUGAAGUUUUAUUAAAUGGUAGAGUUUGAUGGUUACUUGCAUUAGCAUAUUUUAUAAAUGCACCAAAGCAGAGCAUGGUUAUUUUUUUUCUGGUAAUUAAUUUAGAAAAUAGAUAUUCACUUUUUGUUCCAGUCAUUGGCAGUAAAGUGCAGUACCCAAGGAUGUGGGGGAAGAAAAAUAAAUGUGAGUGUUUUGCUCCAAAGGCAUCAAUAAGAUGGAAAUGGAGUUAAAUAUCUCUGAUUUUAAUAAUAAUGUUAGUAAUGACAAUAAUAAUAUUAGUAACAAUAAAUAAGACCAACAGUAAUAAAUUUUGCUUAGAGGUUAUUUGUUCAAGAUUGACAUACAAUAAAGGUUUUUAAAAGUUACUUAAUCUUAAAAUAUUCUAAAUUUUAUAGCCAGGGGCCAGAGCGAUAGUACAGCAUGUAGGGCAUUUGCCUUGCAUGUGGCCGACCUGGGUUUCAUCCUCAGCAUCCGUAUGGUCCCCUAAGCACGUCCAGGAGUUAUUCCUGAGUACAAAGUCAGGAGUAACCCUGAGCAUCACUGGGUGUUAUCCAAAAAGACAAAAUAAUAGUAAUAAUAAUAAUUUUAUAGCCAUCAUACCAUUUCUAAUUUCAUCAACUUUACUACUAUAAGAAGUCUAAUAAUGCUGCUAUCUAUCUAAGGUACCUACUCUUAAGGAGCAAAUUCAGAGACUCUUAGCAGUGAAGUGGCCUUGAUUCUCCAUCACCUCUGUACAGGACUUUCUGUAGGAAUGAUGCUCUUUGUCAUCCCUUGGGCCUCUUCACUCAGUUUGCAAUUAAGUGAAGGUGUUUGGAUGCAUGUUGCUGGGAUUCCCGUUUUACUGCCUUUCUUGGCACUAUCCUCUAGAGACAGUCCCCACCCUCCUUAGCCCCACCCCACCUCCUCCAUCCUCCUUAUACACACCCUUUACAACCAGCAUGUGGCAGCGCCAUUCUUAGAGUCUGCUUAAUAGUGGGAUCCAUGAAUGCUGGUUAAUUAGUUGUUUCUUAAAUAAGAUGAAGAAGUAGACUCCUGGUCAAAAGGAGAAAGCUGUGAAUAUAGUCGUAAUCAGUAGGCCUUUCUUAUUAUUUCUUUUGUAAAAAUGCUGAGUUUUUCAGAUUAUUUUCACAAAUAAAUUUUCUAAUAUGAAUUGUAUUCUGUUCAGCAUUAAUUACCCUCAUUUAGAGUACAUAUUUGUAAAUCACAAUCUAAAUUUAAGACUAUAAAUAGAAUAUUCAAAUCUUAAGACCUCCAAAGCACUUCUUAGUACAGGAAAUAGUUUCGACAAACUCCAUCACUACUGACGUCCUUCCUAUGUGGAACUUUCACUUCUUAAAGCUUGUUUUAGAGGCAAGAUUAAUUUAAGAAAAUAUUUUGCUUUGGUCAAUAUAGGGAACUAUGUGUGAUUUAAAAAUCAUAUUUUAUUUUGAAAAUAAUAGGAUUUUGUGCAAUAUUUUGUCAGCCAUAAUUUAGUCCAUGUAAUAGUGCACAUCUGCUUCUCAAGCAGAUGCCUUAAGGUCAUUUUUUUCAGUAUUUGUCUCAAACUGUAUGUAGCAAUGUUCAAUGUGAUUCUAGAUUAAAAUAUUGUUUAUUUUAUUUACAGGAGAAAUGUUUUUGUUUAUUUAAAAUUAUUAUGGAUAUUGCAUUAUAGUAUCAUAACUAACUGCCUCAACUAUAAUAAAUAUGCAAUAAGUAAACCUGAACUUUAGUAUUGACAAUAUUGUCACUUUAAAAGAAAUGUAUAUAGUGCAGAAUGCUGAUUCUACAUCUGUAACAUUUAACAAAUACUCACUUUCUGUACCACGUAAAUCUAAGGGGCAUUUGUAUGGUUGUGACCACGUCUAUAGAUUGUAAUAUCCUUUGCGAUGAAUCUUUGCUAGGAUUUAUAAAGGGCAUUGCAAAUACUUUUUGACUGUAAAUUAAGUUAAUUUUUGUAUAAUGUACAGUUUGUUUAACCUUAGAGCUCCUAUAGAUUUUUACCUUUCUUAUACUUGAAUGAGGCAGGAGAGCACUGUGGGGACUCUGUAGCUCAGGAUGCGAUAUGUAGAUAUACCAAAAAAAUAAAUAAAUAAAUCAAGGUACUGAACAACAUUGUUAACUGGAGGCCUUAUGUCCAGGAAGCUGCAUUUUUUUCAAACAAUCAUUAGGUUAAAAAUGUCGUCUUUCAUCCUAAAAGGUUGUAAAGUCAUACAUGAUUAUCUCUUUGAUGUGAUAAACCUCCAAGUUCCUUCUCUUUCAUUUCUCGGAGGAAAGCCAUUAUUGGAUUCAGUAACAAACCUACCCCUUAGUUAUUAGGUGAUGUUUAGAACAGGACAAAUUUGAACAUUGUGCAUGCUAAAUGCACUACUUUAUGUCAAGUCACCAUCCUUCAAAUAACUUUCAUUUCUGUAUGACUAUUUUGAGAGUGAUUUAAUAAUCACACACCAAAAAUAAGAUUUUUUUUAAUCUAUGCUUUAGUACUUAACAGCAAUGCCUAAUACAGUAAACAGGUAUGGGCUGCAUGAACUGGCAACUUAAAAUGCAUAAGGCUUUUUUUUUACAUGAAGGUACAUAAAAGGUUCAAAACUGAACUUUUCUAAAAGCUCAUUUCUUUUGCUUUGAAUGACGAUUUAAAGGAACUGAACAUCUCCAGCUUUUUUGCUAGACAUGGUCACAGAUACCUGCAAGAUCCUACCCAUCAUUGAGAUUUGUUCAUUGUUGCAUCCUUGAGUCUACAGUAUAAAUCAUCUCUCAAGUUGACUACUAUUGGUAACACAUGUGUAUAGAAGUAUUAUCUGGGGAAGAAAAUAUGCAAAAACAAAUUAUUAGGUAAACCACGCAUUACCAUAAAGUGCCCGGCGACGCAGUUAUAAAAUAAAAUUGGUCACAAUGAAAACUCUGCAUGGUGAUGACUCUUCCUUUAGAAUUGGUAUUGCAAGGAAGCCACAGGUGAAAGUCACAUAAGUGGGGGACCGUGGCAUGAGAUGAAGGGGCCAACCCAUCGGACAGAGGGCUGUGGUCAGGGGCAGGAAGAAAGCCUGAUUGAAAAGCGCUUGUUGCUCUAGAACUGUGCUACAGGCCCUGCUGUCUCUCUGAGCUUUGCCAUCACUGCAGAGGAACUGCAGGCCUAGUUUUUCUGACGGGCCUGCUUUAUCCAUCCUUUCAGUGUAGGGAGCCUGUUUUGUCCGGCUCUAC
Molecule: messenger RNA, 8727 nt
Organism: Sorex araneus (European shrew)
Lineage: Eukaryota; Metazoa; Chordata; Mammalia; Eulipotyphla; Soricidae
Gene: DENND1B
Product: DENN domain containing 1B
Exons: 22
Coding region: 354-2642 (762 amino acids)
Biological process (GO): endocytosis; endocytic recycling; T cell receptor signaling pathway
Cellular component (GO): cytosol; nuclear speck; intracellular membrane-bounded organelle
Molecular function (GO): guanyl-nucleotide exchange factor activity; phosphatidylinositol phosphate binding
Source: RefSeq, a predicted model, not a curated record